Molecule: messenger RNA, 3361 nt
Organism: Sinocyclocheilus rhinocerous
Lineage: Eukaryota; Metazoa; Chordata; Actinopteri; Cypriniformes; Cyprinidae
Product: adhesion G protein-coupled receptor B2-like
Exons: 24
Coding region: 22-3174 (1050 amino acids)
Biological process (GO): adenylate cyclase-activating G protein-coupled receptor signaling pathway; cell surface receptor signaling pathway; peripheral nervous system development
Cellular component (GO): plasma membrane
Molecular function (GO): G protein-coupled receptor activity
Source: RefSeq, a predicted model, not a curated record
UUCUUCCAGAUUGUCAGCUUAAUGUUGGACAUUGAAAACCUUGAGAAGUGGGAAGAUGCUCACCAGGUCUCUCCGGGUUCUGCGUUACUGAUGCGAGUUGUGGAAGACUUCAUUCAUCUAAUUGGAGAUGCUCAAAAGCCAUUCCAGAGCUUUCUGGUCGUCACCAACAACCUCAUAAUCACCAUCCAGCGAGAACCAGUUUCGGCUGUUUCCAGUGACAUCAACUUCCCCAUGAAGGGGAGGAGAGGAAUGAAAGACUGGGCACGUUCUGCAGAUGACAAGCUCUUCAUCCCCAAAGAAGUCUUCACCCUGUCUUCUGAUGAAUCAGAUGACACACCGUAUUUCGUCAUUGGAGCCAUUCUGUACCGCACCCUCGGCCUCAUAAUGCCCCCACCAAAAGAUCCAUUCGUGAUCAGCUCAAAGAUUCUGACAGUGACGGUACGUCCUUUACCCAAGCCCAUCGAGCCCUUGGUAUCAGUAGAACUUGCCCCUUUGCUCAAUGGCACAACAGAUCCUCAGUGUGUUGUCUGGGACUACGGAAACCCAGAGGCUGGCGAAGAAAACUGGGACGCAGAGAGCUGCCAAACGUUCCCAUCGCCGGCAGUCUCCCACACCAAAUGCCUGUGCAGCAAGCUGUCCACCUUUGCAGUGUUAGCGCAGAAAGCUAAAGAACCGGGUAUGGGGCCGUCCAGUAUACCGUCUCUGCCCCUCAUGGUGGGCUGUGGCAUAUCCUGUACGGCUCUUCUCAUUCUGCUGCUCAUCUACGCUGUCUUUUGGAGGUACAUUCGUUCAGAGAGGUCCAUCAUCUUGGUGAACUUCUGCCUGUCCAUACUGGCCUCCAAUGUGCUGAUACUGGUGGGACAGUCCCAAACUCUCAGUAAGGGACUGUGCACUGUGACUGCUGCCUUUUUGCACUUCUUCUUUCUGGCCUCUUUCUGCUGGGUACUGACAGAGGCAUGGCAGUCCUAUCUGGCUGUGAAUGGCAAGAUGAGGUCCCGCCUCAUUCGCAAGCGUUUUCUGUGCCUGGGCUGGGGUCUUCCAGCCCUUGUGGUCGCUGUAUCUGUGGGUUUUACCCGGGCCAGAGGUUAUGGCACGCCAAGUUAUUGUUGGUUGUCUCUGGAAGGAGGGCUGCUCUAUGCUUUUGUCGGUCCCGCUGCUGUCAUUGUACUGGUGAACAUGCUGAUUGGAAUAGUGGUCUUCAACAAACUCAUGUCUAGAGAUGGCAUCUCAGACAAGUCCAAAAAGCAGAGAGCAGGUCCGCCGUUGGAAGCGCGUAGCAGGCUGCUCCUGAAAUGCUCCAAGUGCGGUGUGAUCUCCAGUACUGCCCUGUCCAGCUCUACCGCCAGCAGCGCCAUGGCAUCGUUAUGGAGCUCUUGUGUGGUUCUCCCUCUGUUGGCACUCACAUGGAUGUCAGCUGUGCUAGCCAUCACAGACCGCCGAUCAACUCUCUUCCAGGUGCUCUUUGCGGUCUUUGAUUCAGUCCAGGGAUUCGUCAUCAUCACCGUGCACUGUGCCAUGCGCCGAGAGGUGCAGGACGCUGUGCGCUGCAGGAUGGGUGGUUGCAAAGAUGACAGUGAAAACUCUCCGGACUCCUGCAAGAAUGGCCAGGUGCAGAUCAUGAGGUGCCCGCACCGGCCCAGCCUCUACAGUCAGGAGCAGUGCGGCUCUCUCCGAUAUUCACCUGGGUGCUGCCAAGGCUGCCACCAAACCUGCCCCGCCCACCCUCCUCUAGCCUUGGCCAAUCACAGUCAUGGACAUAGCCAUAACCACACCCACAUUCUUCACCAGAACCACACUCAGACUCUAAACCACACCCACCUUCUCAAUCACAACCAUGCCCACAGCCUCAAUGACAACCAUGUCCAUACUCUCAACCACACCCUCGACAAGAACCACGCCCUGAGCCUCAACCACUUUCAUACGCUUAACCACAACCAUGCCCACGUUCUCCACCAGACGCAUAACCUUGUAUUGGAGCAAAACCACAUCACUACGGACUUUGAGAAAGACGUGGAUUUGGCGUGUCAAACAGAAAGAGGACACCCGUUCAUCUUUAAGGAGGUAAACACCUGUAACCCUGCUACCAUAACUGGCACUCUAUCCCGCAUCUCUCUGGACGACGAGGAUGACCCCAAGUUGGCGGCUCAUCAGGAAGGCAUUAAUUUCAGCAGCCUGCCUGGGAACAUCCCACCCCCUAACCUCCUGGUGCAGGUACCUCCUUUGGGUCCCCUGAAUGAGCUAAGCGAGCAGCCACUAAAGAAAGAGGUUAAUGUGGAGCAACAAGGUCAGCAUCAACAAUCUGGACCCAUCUACCUGUGCACCGAGAGUGGGCUAGGUUGGGCCCGACCAAACCCUUCUUCCACCCAGGAUUCAGCUGGUGGCGGAGGUGGGGAAGGGGACUACAUGGUGUUGCCUCGUCGGACAGUCAGUCUCAAGCCCCCUCCUCCAGCCCAGGAUGAGGGGAAGCCCCUGAACAUUACAAUGGAUGACCCUCCCUUUCCUCCACCCCCUUCACCCUUGACUCUGCAUCCAGCAGAGAGUGAGGCAUACCCCGCAGACUUUACAGCUGUGGACCACAUCAGCAUGAACCUAAACCGCUCCUACGGCACGCUCAAACAGUUGCCGGCCCACACUGGGCACACGCACUCCCACACCAACACCCACACCCUACAGGUCAAGCAGAAUCGUCCCUCUGUCCGGCAGAUCCUCACCUCGGGAACAGUGGAGCGCACCAGAACCCUUCCCCGUAACCUGGGCAGCACCAACACCAGCCACUCGGCUGGAUCUUUGGAAAGAAAAAGAGUACGGUACUCUGAGCUGGACUUUGAGAAAGUGAUGCACACUCGCAAAAGACACUCAGAGCUCUACCAUGAACUCAACCACUCCACCAAGUUCCACACCAUAGACAGGUAUAACAGGGACCCUGCCAUGUCCUCCUUCAAGAGGGAAAAGCGAUGGAACAUUUCGUCUGCCGGAGGUGAAAAGAAUUCUUCGAGUGACAAGUCCACCACAGAUGACCAGCGAUCCUGGGACAGCUUUAAGACCAUGACCCCUGAGCAGAUGUGUGGCUCCAUCGAACAUAAGGACAGACUGGAGUUACGCAAUAAACCCUGGGACACAUCCUCCGCCAACACACCUGACACAUCCGAAGGAGACUUCCAGACUGAAGUGUGAAGAGAACACACACCUACAACAAACUGAGAGACAACUAAACCCUCUUACGUACUCAUGCUGUCAGUGAUCUUCAGCAAGACGUGUUCUAAAGAAUUCUGUACUUGUUUACAGGUGUGAGGACAGACCAGAGAUGAAGAGUGCUCUAUUCUAUAUUUUCACACAGAGACAUUAAAUGAAAGAGUGGGGC